AGUCUAUAAAUCAGCUCUUGACGAAAACAGGCUAAUUACAACGCUCAUUCAAACUUCUUUCUUUCUUCAUCUUCAUAUCUGAGUUGUUUUGCUUCUCUAACUGAGCCUACAAAAUGGUGGACGCCGUGGUUUCAUUUGCGGUGGAGAAAUUAGGUGAUGCACUUAUUCACGAAACAUUUUUCUUACUAGGUGUGCGUGACCAAGUCCAAGAGUUGCGUGAUGAACUAAGAAGAAUGCAGUGCUUCUUAAAAGAUGCAGAUGCAAAGCAACAACAAGGAGAUCACCGUGUUCGCAAUUGGGUAGCCGAUAUCAGAAAUGUCGCUUACGAUGCCGAGGAUGUUGUUGACACUUUUGUGCUUAAAAUUGGCGCAACCCAUAAAUCUGGAGGAGUCCUAAGUUUGAUUAAGAGGAAGGCUUUGAUGGUCAAGAAUUUGAGACAUCUCCAUAGGGUCGGGGAGGAGAUCCAAGCCAUCCGGGCUAAACUCAAAGCUAUCUCUGCUAGUACAGUUACGUACGGAAUAAAAGAAUUACCGGACGACAAACCUUCAAGUUCUAUAGCUCCAUUGAGAAACUACUAUGCACAUGUGCAGGAUGAAGACGUUACUGGUUUGGUGGAACAGACGAAGACGUUGCUGACUGAAUUAUCGAAAGAUGAAGAACGGGUUUGCGUGGUAUCUAUCGUUGGCGUUGGAGGUCUUGGCAAAACCACUUUAGCCAAGAAGAUAUACCAACAUGAUGAUGUUAUGCGUCACUUCGAUUGUCGGGCUUGGUGUUCUAUAUCUCAACAGCUUAACAUGAGAGAUGUCUUAAAAGAAAUUAUUAAAAAGUUUAUGAAUCCAAGUGAGACUGAGUUGAGCACGCCGAGCGAUGGGAAUCUUGUUGAAAAGCUGUCCGACUACCUCCAAGAUAAGCAAUACUUCGUUGUCGUGGAUGACUUGUGGAGCUUCCAAGACUGGAGUAUGCUAAGUCCUGCCUUUCCGAAUGGGAAGCGAGGAAGUAAAAUAUUGCUAACCACUCGAAACAAAGAGGUUGCUUCACAAGCAGAUCCAUGGAGCCUUCAACUCGAACCUGAACUUUUAAACGAGGAAGAGAGUUGGGAAUUACUUUGUAAAAAAGCAUUUCCAAAGGCUACGAGAGACACUAAUUCCUACCCUGCGAAUCUGGAGAAGUUAGGAAGGGAAAUGGUGCGUAAAUGUGGUGGUCUGCCCUUGGCAAUAUGUGCUCUUGGAGGGAUACUUGCAACAAAGAGGGAAGAUAUCAAGGAAUGGAGAUAUGUACACAGAGACGUGGCCUCAAACAUUAAUGGAGGUGUGAUGGGUAUCCUCGCAUUAAGUUACAAUGAUCUCCCAGUUCACUUGAAGCCAUGCUUUCUCUAUUUAAGUCUUUUUCCUGAAGAUUAUGCAAUUCCAAGAAAGAAAUUGAUCCAAUUAUGGAUCGCCGAGGGCUUCAUACAACAUACAAAAGAAGAUGCACAUGGGACACUGGAGGAAGCAGUGAAACGCCAAUAUUAUGGUGAGUUGAUCCAAAGGUGUAUGAUUCAAGCCGAUAAAGAUACUACUCCAGGGGAAGGCAAAACAUGUCGGAUGCAUGAUCUGAUGCGAGAUCUUUGUUUAUCAAAAGGGAAGGAGUUGAACUUCCUUGAUAUUUAUAACAAUGAAGCAAUUGAUGGCACAACAUUAAAUUCCUCUAGUAGAAGAUUGCGGAGGUAUGCUAUCAAUCUUAAUGGUCUACCGAGGUAUGGCGUCGACUUUCAUUUCAAUAAUUCAACUUCAACACUUCGUACUCUUCUUGUCCAAUCCACAUUAUAUAGAGUGCCAUCAAUCAAGUACCAACACAUGAAACUGCUACGAGUCUUAGAUCUUGGAGGUGUAGAUCUACAGAAAAAUGAAAUAGAAGUAAUUUUUGAAUUAAUUCACUUGAGGUAUUUAGAAAUAGAGAGUUCAUAUUUUCAUAAAUGGAAUCUAUUAAGUCAAAAUAAAUUUCCAUCGUCCAUAGGAAAUUUACGAAAUUUACAAACCCUAAAGCUAGAUGCACGAAUGUCAAUUCGGACGAUAGACUUACCUGAGACGAUAGCAAAUUUAGUAGAAUUAAGACACCUCGAGGCAGCAUAUACCUGUAAAAUCAGCGGUAAUUUUCGAAUUGAAAAUUUGAUAAACCUCCAGACUCUGGUUCGUGUUCAAGCUGGGAAAUGGAUAAGAAAGGGUUGUUUCGGAAAGUUGUCGAAACUCCAAAAUUUGUCCGUGUUUAAAGCCUCGUUAUCGCAAACUGAUGUUCUUAUUCAUGAGAUUUCUAAUAACAAGACGAGUUCAUCAUCUUCAUCGUUUGAUGACCAGUAUCAGAACCCCAUUAGAGUUUUGGAAAUAUCAAGUGAGGAUAAUUUUGACAACAAAAUAUUUGAUUCACUUUCUUGUUGCAAUAAUCUUCAACGGCUUCAGUUGGAUGGUAGACUUGAUGGUGGUCUUAACCUCCAGAAAUACCCACCAAAUCUCACCAAGUUAAUACUGAUGUACAGCAGGCUGGAUAAAGACCCGAUGGAAACUCUUCAAUAUCUUCCCAAUCUUAAGUUAUUAGAGUUGUUAAGACAUUCAUUCGAAGGGGAGGAAAUGGUGUGCUCUACAAAGGGAUUUCCUCAACUCCAAGUUUUACACAUACGUUCGAUUGAUCAACUAAAGAAGUGGACAAUUGAUCAAGGUGGGAUGCCAUGUCUUAAGGAGUUGGAAUUAACAAACUUAAAGGAAUUGACUAUGCUUCCCGAAGGUUUGAGGUUCAUCACUACACUAAAGAAAUUGACAAUGAGUCGUAAUAUGGAAACGAUCGCAAGAAGGAUUGUAAGAGAAGUUGGAGAAGAUUGGUAUAAAGUCCAACAUAUACCCUCACUUACAGUUGUUCAGUAUUACUUUUAGUCAAGUAAUAAUAUUGUUGUUACUUGUAUUGUAAAAGUAUCUGUAAAUACUCUCUCUAAUACAUGCAGUAUAAGAGAAAAUGGUUUGUUUGGUGUUCCAUUUAUAAUGACACGAAUAACCUUUAUUUAUUUAUUUUGUGUUAUCUUU
This is a messenger RNA of Papaver somniferum (opium poppy), 3050 nucleotides long. RefSeq names its product probable disease resistance protein At1g58602. The record is from RefSeq and is a predicted model, not a curated record. Gene Ontology annotation, biological process: defense response to other organism. Lineage: Eukaryota; Viridiplantae; Streptophyta; Magnoliopsida; Ranunculales; Papaveraceae. Gene Ontology annotation, molecular function: ADP binding. The transcript has a single exon. The coding region runs from base 114 to 2903 and encodes 929 amino acids.